AUGGCGAAGCUUGUCUCAGCCGAGGAGGUCGCAAAACACAAUAGCCGCAACGACUGUUGGGUUAUCAUUCACGAAAACGUUUAUGAUCUAACAAAUUUCCUACCCAAACAUCCGGGUGGAAUAAAUGUUAUUUUAAAGCAGGCAGGAAAGGAUGCUACUGCUGCAUUUGAUCCAGUGCAUCCUAUAAGUAUUAUUCAACAGUAUUUACCUCCCGAGAUGUGUCUCGGGAGAAUUGAUCCAGCAACUGUCACAAAGACUGCAGAGGCCGAUAGUGAGCAGAACAGACGACGUCAGGUCAUGGAAAAAAGACCUAAUCUGGAUGAAAUGUUGAAUCUGUUUGAUUUUGAAGCUGUUGCUUCUCAAAUUCUUACCAAGGAAGCUUGGGCUUACUACAGCUCAGGAGCUGAUGAUGAGGUUACCAUGAGGGAAAAUCAUGAAGCGUUUCGUCGCAUCUGGCUAAAACCGAGAGUAUUAAUUGACGUUUCAAAAAUUGACAUUAGCACUACUAUACUUGGCCAUUAUUCGUCGUUUCCUUUGUAUAUAACAGCAACUGCUCUUGGCAAGUUAGGUCACCCCGAAGGUGAAGUUGUUCUCACACGUGCUGCCUAUACUCAUAAAGUUAUCCAAAUGAUACCAACACUCGCUUCUUGCUCCCUUGAUGAAAUGGUUAAUGCGCGUGGCGAAGGACAAGUACAAUUCUAUCAGUUAUACGCAAACCCGGAUAGAAAUAUAACAGAGCGCGUAGUUCGUGCGGCCGAGGCCAAGGGUUGUAAAGCUCUUUUUAUUACUGUAGAUGCACCUCAUUUAGGUCGUCGCGAAAAGGACAUGCGUCUGAAAUAUGUUGAAGCCCCGCCUGAUUUGCAGGAAGAGAAGGAUAUUCGUCGUGAUCAAGGCGCUGCUAAAGCUAUGAAUAGUUUUAUUGAUUGCAGACUCAAAUGGGCUGAUUUGGAAUGGUUUAGAUCGAUCACGUCAAUGCCUUUGGUGCUAAAAGGUAUCCAGACAGUUGAGGAUGCGGUGAUGGCUGCCAAGUUGGGAAUGGAGGGCAUAGUACUUUCUAAUCACGGUGGAAGGCAGCUUGACUUUGCGAGGUCAGCUAUCGAAAUACUCCCCGAGGUUGUUCAAGCUUUGAAGAUUGAAGGCCUAUAUGAUAAAAUAGAGAUUUAUAUUGAUGGGGGCAUUCGCAGGGGCACGGACAUUUUCAAAGCUAUCGCUCUUGGAGCGAAGGCUGUUGGGAUCGGUAGACCUAUGUUAUAUGCCAUGUCUGCAUAUGGUCAACCAGGCGUUGAGCGUGCUCUACAGUUGCUUAAGGAUGAGCUGGAGUUAACUAUGGCUCUAGCUGGUGUGACAAGUAUUCGUGAGUGUGGGCCGCAAUACUUGGAUAUUAGGGAUUUGUAUAAUCAUGGCUCCGUGCCUACUGAUUAUUUGACAAAAUCUGUGUACGAUAAACCAAAGCCAAUGAAGGGUAAACUGUAA
Messenger RNA from Paraglomus occultum, 1473 nucleotides. The record is from the annotation of a GenBank genome assembly. NCBI's taxonomy places the organism in Eukaryota, Fungi, Glomeromycota, Glomeromycetes, Paraglomerales, Paraglomeraceae.